Molecule: messenger RNA, 1326 nt
Organism: Lottia gigantea (owl limpet)
Lineage: Eukaryota; Metazoa; Mollusca; Gastropoda; Lottiidae
Exons: 10
Coding region: 1-1326 (441 amino acids)
Biological process (GO): endocytosis; endosomal transport
Cellular component (GO): cytoplasm; plasma membrane
Molecular function (GO): calcium ion binding; protein binding
Source: RefSeq, a predicted model, not a curated record
AUGUAUAUUGGAGGAGUUGCAGUAAUGGAGCUGAGGCUUCAGAAAUGUCCAGCAGAAUGGAGCAGAAUCAUCAAACCUAUAGAGGUUCAGAUGAUUUCGGAUAAGAAUGAAUGGCCACCAGUUAGUCCAGAUGCUAGAAUAUUAUAUUCCUUAUUAUUCUACAGUCAGGGCCCUGUUGAUGGUUACCUUAUUGGAGAAAAAGCAAGAGACUUUUUCCUUCAUUCAGGAUUACCAUUACCUACCCUUAGUCAAAUCUGGAACCUAGCAGACAUCAGUAAUGACAAUCUACUCACAGUGGAAGAAUUCAUUCUCACCAUGUAUUUCUGUCAUGGAGCUCUUCAGGGAAAGAAACUACCCAGAUCCCUGUCUGCUGCUUUACGACCACCAGAAAAAUCUCCUGUUUCCCUUCCAUUUCUGACACAGGAAGAGAAAAUCAUCUUCUCUAAGAUUUUCGAAGCUAUUGAUGUAAAUAAUACUGGUUUUAUUGAAGGUUCAACAGCUAAGGUCAUCUUGACAGCUACUGGUGUUAAUACAGAAGAGUUAAAGAUUAUCUGGGAUUUAUCUGAUAUUAAUCGAGAUGGAAGAUUAGAUUAUGGUGAAUGGACCGUAGCUUGUCAACUUAUCAAACUUAUCAAACAAGGUCAAUCACUAGAUGUACCAAUUAAUGUGUUUACUAAUUUACCAGAACGUAUAGCACCAGGAUCACUACAGGCUGGUAAAAAGAGAGUUGCUGAAUAUGAAGAAAGAAAACAGAAGUUGAUGAAAUUGAAAGAAAGAAGACGUCUGCAAUCUGAAAGAGAGAAAAAAAGAUUGGAAUUAACACAGAAAAAAGUUGCUCUCCUGACACAAGUGUAUGAUGUUCUAGAAAAAGAAAACAGUACACAGUUACCAGAGUUACAGAAAAAAAUAGCAGACGACCGAGAAAAUAUUGAGAAACAAGAAAUAAUUGUUUACAGGUUAAAGAAGGAACAUGAGAAAGUGAGACAAGAAACAGUAAAGAUUAUUCUUGAUGAACAGAAAGUUAGUUCAGAUAUAAAACAGAUUAAAGAACAGACUGACGAACUCAACAAGACAUUGAGAUCAUCUCAUUCGAAAGCUACCAAAGAUCCUGAUCCAUUUCAUCAGCUGUAUGAAGAAAGAAAAGGUAUAAUAACAUUAGAAUCUCAAGUUAUUUUUAACUUAGUCACUCAUUGCUGCAAAAUUAUGAAGUUUUUAGAUGUAAUGAUAACUAAGAUUCUUAGAAAAAGGAGAUUUCUAAAAAGUGCAGAAACAAUAAUCAGUAAAACUGUUUUUGGUGAAAUAAUCAGCAGAGCAAUUAGAAGUUAG